AUGGCACGGUUCGCCGCCUUCCUGCGGCGGAGCCAGGGGCCGCCGCCGGCGGAGAGCUCGGCUGGGCCCGCGGCGGCGAGCUCGGCCGCCCCGCUGCCGGCGGCGCCGGGAGCGGGCUCCGUGGCCCAGGGGUCGCAGCAGGCCCCGCCGGGCGCCGCGCAGGGCGCCGCGCAGGCAGCGGCGGGCGCGCCAGACCGGGAGGCCCUGCGCGCGGCGAGGCUGGCCCGGUCACUUUGGCCACUCUUGCGUUGUGGCCGGUCUGGGCGCGGCGCUGGCGCGGCCAGCAACGGAUGCAGCGCCACCGAUGGAAGCUGCAUAAGCAGCGCCCGGUCGGACACUGGCGCACAGCAGGCGGAUGCGCGCCGACGCAUCCGCUGCCGACGCCGCGCGGUGCGGUGUCGACCCGGGCACCGCAGCCGAGGGCGCGCCGCCGCCAGCGCCACCGCGGAAGCUGCCAGCAGAGCAGAGCCCAGUUAG
This is a messenger RNA of Prorocentrum cordatum, 477 nucleotides long. Lineage: Eukaryota; Dinophyceae; Prorocentrales; Prorocentraceae. The record is from the annotation of a GenBank genome assembly.